AUGGCCUACCUACGUCAAAAGCAAGCUGCUGCACUAAUGAAUCACAUCAUCAACGACAACAAGAACAAUUACAAGAUAAUCAUCGACAGCGUCAACGGGGAUGACCACACACCGGAUUGCGGUCCGAACCAUCAAAAGACCGAGCAACCCAUCCGGUUCUCCUCGUCCUCUCCGGGACCUUUCCAACCUCUCCGCGGGCCUCCGUCCCCUUGGUCCCUGGGCGCACCUCGACCUGCACGCACCUAUACCCGCCUCCGACGUCGCGCCCGGAGACUUGGCUUGGUUCUCGCCCUGAUCACCGCCGUCUACCUCGCCGACCGUCAGAUGUACGCCUCGGGCCUGGCCCGGUCUGUGCGCACUUUUGCGACGGGCUUGCUCGUGGCCCUCGAUUACAAGAUCAACUUCCGCCCGGAGCCUCUCCCCCUGGUCGGCCAGCCCGGAGGCAUCCCCGCCCUCCACCGCCGCAGUGCCGAGCGUCUCUCGGACCUCCUCCGCCACAAUGGCGGCCUCUACCUCAAGAUCGGUCAGGCCGUGGCUAUGCAGAGCGCCCUCCUACCCCCGGAGUUCCAGCGCAUGUUUGCCCGCAUGUUUGACGAUGCGCCCAGCGUUCCCUGGGCUGAGGUCGAGCGUGUGAUCCGCCAGGACUUUGGUGGUAGGUCUCCGGAGGAGGUCUUUGGCGUCCGCUUCACACUGCCAGCAUCAGUCGUCGCCGGUGACCAAGGCGGGAAGAGGGGGGGUCUCAUGGAGCGCACCGCGCGUGCCAGCGCCAGCGUGGCACAGGUACACUGGGCCAGACUGCCCGACGGGAGGGAGGUCGCCGUCAAGAUACAGAAGCCAGACAUAAAGAAGCAGAUCUCCUGGGACCUGUGGGCUUUCAAGGUCGUCACAUGGGUAUACUCGCGCUGGUUCGACCUGCCCCUCUACUCCCUCGUCCCCUUCAUCACGGAGCGCCUCGAGCUCGAGACCGACUUCCUCAACGAGGCCCAGAACUCCGAGACCAUGCGCCAGCUCGUCGCGUCGGAACCUUGGCUGCGUGGCCGCGUCUACGUGCCCCCCGUCUACCCGGAGCUCUCCUCGGCCCGCGUCCUGACCACAGAGUGGAUCGAGGGUGUCCGGCUCUGGGACAGGGACGCCAUCACCGGCCCCUGGCUUGGUCCCCGGGGUGCUGGCUCUCCCGGGGUCACAGGGGGCGGUACACCUCUCGAGGCACCCACCCACCAGCAGCAGUCUUUUGUCCGCAACAACAACAACAACAACAACGAUAGAGACAAGGACAAGGACAAGCACGACGCCCCCCUCAAACCAGACAGGACGACGGCAUGGCGAGGCCCCGCGGGCAAGGGCGGGCUGGGCUUGUCGGAGCGCGAUGUGAUGGCGACCAUGGUGGACCUGUUUGCGGCGCAGAUCUUCCGCUGGGGCGUGGUGCAUUGCGACCCGCACCCGGGGAACCUCUUUGUGCGCCGGCUCCCGUCCGGACGCGCCGAGCUCGUCCUCAUUGACCACGGCCUGUAUGUGCGCCUCAGCCCGCAGUUCCGCCGCCAGUACGCCGAUUUCUGGACGGGCCUCCUCACCUUUGACAACGCCGCCAUCACCCGCGUCACUGCCGAGUGGGGGAUCCGCGCCCCGGACCUGUUCGCCAGCGCCACCCUCAUGCGCCCCUACGAGGGCGGCUCGCAGGAGACCAGAAAGGGACUCCUCCAGGCCGGCGACAAGACGACGACGACGACGACGACGACGACGACGACGACGACGACGACGACGGCCGCCGAGAGGCACUACGAGUUGCAGAAGCGCAUGAAGCAAGGCAUCCGCGAGAUCCUUGCCGAUGAGGACAAAUGGCCCAAGGAACUUCUCUUCAUCGGCCGCAACAUGCGCAUCGUCCAGGGAAACAACCAGUACAUGGGCAGCCCCGUCAACCGCGUCAAGAUCAUGGGCUACUGGGCCAGCGCCAGCCUGUCUGCCGACCCGGGCCCUGUUGAUGCUGCUGCUGCUGGUUCUGGUGGUAGCACUACUGGUGGUCUUGUCGUGACCUUGCGCCACACUCUUGCCGCUCGCUGGCGCCACCUCGUCUUCCGCGCCGUCCUGUGGGGUACUGACGUCGCCUUUUAUUUCUUUCGUCUCCGCCAGUGGCUGGGCCUGGGCCUCGGGAUGGAGGACGAGAUCGAGAACAGCAUGAGGAGCAUGGCCAGGGAUAUGGGUGUGGAACUUCAGCACGACCUCUUUGAGGGCUGA
This is a messenger RNA of Cryphonectria parasitica EP155, 2232 nucleotides long. RefSeq names its product ABC1-domain-containing protein. Bases 1 to 2232 code for a protein of 743 amino acids. The record is from RefSeq and is a predicted model, not a curated record. The transcript is spliced from 4 exons. Lineage: Eukaryota; Fungi; Ascomycota; Sordariomycetes; Diaporthales; Cryphonectriaceae.